Molecule: messenger RNA, 483 nt
Organism: Cladocopium goreaui
Lineage: Eukaryota; Dinophyceae; Suessiales; Symbiodiniaceae
Source: the annotation of a GenBank genome assembly
AUGUACACCCUGAGCCACAGCGUUUCAGAUGUGGGUUGGGGCUUUACCGAUGGCACCUAUGGCUAUAUGGCGCCGGGCACGUUUGGCCACCUGGGCCGUUUUAAUUUGGAUCUCUUCACCAUGGACCCGUCCACCUAUGUGGAUCUCACGCAGAUUGAUUCAGACUCCAGUUUUGGAUCAAGCGGCAAAGUGGUGCGCUUUGAUCUGGCUACAUUCAGCACCUUCGAAGUUCUAGACGUGACUGACAGUGGCAUGUACAUAGAUCGGCGCAAAUUCAUUGACGGCUUCACGGAUUUUGAGCAUGGCUUCCUGGUGCCGAUGGGCACGGAUUCAAGGACCUUCGUGCGUUUCUCCUUGAAGGAUUUCACGAUAGCCGGGGUGAGCGCCGUAGAUUUGAGCUCCGUGAGCAGUUCGGGCACCUUUAAAGCAGGUGUCUGGGCAGCGUUGGGAAAAUUUUGGAAAGAUGAGGUUACAGUUUCCUGA